AUGGAAGAUUUUAACGAAGAAGACGACGUUGAUUUGAUAACGUAUUUCAAGGAAAUUAUUUAUUGUAAUGAGGACUUAAAUGAUAUACACAAUAACCUGGAACCUGUACCUUUAAAAGGUGAUUCUUUUAACACUUUUGAUAAAGCUGAACUUCAUGUACGUCGAUUUGCAGAAUAUAAGGGGUUUAAGAUACGACUUGGGCAGGUAAAAAUGAUAGACAUGGCUGAAAGCAAUAAGGUGGUUCGCAAACGAACUAUUCUUUGCAAGCAUUCUGGUUUAUUCAAACCUAAAAGUACUAGAAAGCAAAGCACUUCGGCUCGAACAUCGUGCUCAUGGUAUAUUAAUCUUUCAUACCCUUUAAAAGACAACCCCAAUUUCCUUGUAUUUGUUACCACUUUUAAUGAUAAACACAAUCAUGAUUUAUCUCCUAAAGCAAUACGUUUUGAAAAAAACAAAUGGUUUACAGAAGAGAUACGGAAAGAAGUAGAAUUCCUUGUUACUAAAUAUCAUCUUGGUGCAACUAUGGUUCGGCGUAUCUUAAAGGAGAAGUUUCCCUCCCAUCCUAUAUUUUUCAAGGACCACUAUACCGAAAUACAACGAUGUCGGCCGUCAAGUAGUGUAGUUAGAAGUGAUGCGUCACAGUUUUACAGGCAGUUGUUAUCAAAACAACAAGAAGAUUCCUGUUGCUUUGAAUACUAUUGGAACCAACUUUUGAACUUCCCUGAUACAAAACCAUACCUUGAACGCUAUCUUUAUGAACGUCGACAUUCAUGGGCACGUUCCUUCACUACGAUGAUACUUACACUUGAGAUUCAAUCUACGUCCUUCGUCGAAAGUCAAAAUGUAUGUAUUAAGCGAGUGUUGAAGAAUAGUAAUACAUCAUUAUGUGAUCUAGGUAAAGUAUUGAUGGAAAGAAGUAAAGAAGAACAAAAGCGAAAGCAAUUUGAAGAAUGGAGACAGAGUAUUCCUUCUACAGCAAGCGUUGUCACUGUUUUUCCCCCUAUAGAAUCUUUAGUAAAAUGUUAUUUGAGACCAAAUGUCUCACAUUUUUUAAUAGAGCAAAUGAAAGAAAGUUUGUAUUAUGCCGCCAGUCUUUCCACAAUCGAGGAAGUAGAAUCACUUACUGUUUAUGAAACUUCUCAAAGCAAAGACAUAAAUGUUGAGUUCGAUGCGGUUUACCUGUCUGCUAAGUAUCUUUUAGAUCAUUUAGAACGGAAUACAAUUGCGGAGACCUGGAACGUGUCGAGAGUCACAAGUCAUAGGAUUAAUCACUUCAUCUUUCUUCUUGCAGAUGGUUCAUAUGGUUGUACUUGUCUUUUGCAACAAAGAAAAGGUCUUGUUUGUCGUCAUUUUUAUUAUCUCUUGAAUGUUACGGAGAAGGCACGGUUUAGUUUAAUAUUGAUAGCGGCACGAUGGAUCCCAAGAGACAAACGACUAGAUGCAGCAAAAGAAUAUUCAUAUUCUGGUGAACGAUUUAAUGAAUUAGCUAAUGAUAUAAAUAUCGUUCAAGAAAGUAAUGAGUAUCGAUUUACGUGGUUACAACCAUUUAUUGGUAAUGAAACUGGGGACACUAUGAAUGAAGAGUUUGUUGAUGAAGUUCUUUUUUAUGGAAAAGUUUGGGGUCUCGCUCGUACUGCUGUAAAUAAGUAUAUGUUGCAUCGUGAUCAUGAAUUUAUUAGCUUAAUUGAAUCCUAUCUAGAAAAGAUUCGUGCUAGUGAAGAUGAAUUGGUUGAAGAAGUCACAACAGACCAAGACACUACUGAAAAUGUAGAAAGUAAUGUGAUAUCGAUUGUGAAUCCCCGAAAGGUAGUCACUAGAGGAAGGCCAAAGUUAGCAAGUCAUGAUAAAAAUGUCAUAACAACUACACAAGAGAAAGGUAGUAAGAAACGCGGGCAAUACACUUGUGGAUUCUGUAAGCAACCGGGCCAUAAUAUUGCAACUUGCCCAAAUAAAGAGAAAGA
Racocetra persica is the source of this 1961-nucleotide messenger RNA. The record is from the annotation of a GenBank genome assembly. Lineage: Eukaryota; Fungi; Glomeromycota; Glomeromycetes; Diversisporales; Gigasporaceae.